Molecule: messenger RNA, 1073 nt
Organism: Striga asiatica
Lineage: Eukaryota; Viridiplantae; Streptophyta; Magnoliopsida; Lamiales; Orobanchaceae
Source: the annotation of a GenBank genome assembly
CUAUGAGUGUGGGCCGUGGAUCAUAAUCAAAACAUGAUAAACCGAGUCCAAGGUAGGUUAGGUUAUUUUUGCGAUAUAAAAUUCUGCAACGAGGCAAACAACCUCAGAAUUGCAAAUCCGAGCCAUAGAGAUGUCUUGUACGGAGGGGGAAGAUGUGCAAAACCUUGCGACAUCCUUUGAAAAUCUCGGCCGCCCUCCCACCAUAGGUAUAACAAUAACGAAAUUGAGUAGAUCUAAGUUUGAGAAAAACCUAGCAAGUGAGAGUGUUGGCACCUUUUCUCUGGGAAACAACAAGGUGGAGAGCAAACUAGUAGCCUCAUAUAUUCCACAGGUUCCAAGUGCACACAAUCCAAUUUUUAGUUACCAUGACUUAGCCAUAGACGAAAGCCCACCUGUGUUUUGCAGCAAGUGUUGUUUUGACCAUAAGCCUCGGCAAGCUUGCCCUUUUCUCUACUGUGAUAUUUGUUAUAGGACUCACAAAAAUUGGGGCUGCCCUUAUGAAAGCAUUUUGCCGCAAGGGGCUGAGUUUGACCGGGUUAACUUCACAGCAGUGUGCGCCUUUGAUGACUCAGGUCAAUUUGAUGAGGAGAAGUGGGCUUGUACCUGGUGUCGUAGGAAAGUAGCCAAACUUAACCGCAAGUACUGUUGCAUUUGCGAGGAGGAUUUUGUAACCCACUGCUCCUAUGAAUGCCCUAAGGACGUGGAGCGAGCUGCCGUGUUGAAAGCCUCGCGAGACCAUGAUCUUGCAUUUCCGAAGAAGUGGGCGUCAAAGGGACUUUUGAGCUAAUCGUCUAUGCUACAGCUUCUGGAUUUGUGGAUACAUGCAUCAGAAAACAACGCAACCUUUUAUGUUACUUGGUAAUCUCUUAUGGAAGCUAUUGUAAUAGUGUUACUCUUGAAUCAGGGUAAUUGAACUUUAUAAAGUCUUUCAACCUUGAGUGCUUAGUAUCCGUGGUGGGAUAUUUAGAUGUUUAUUAAUUUUGGAUUUCUGAAUUUGCAUAUUUAUCUGUUGUAUGCUUGUAUUACUAUUAUUUGUCUUGGUCUUUGGUAUUAUAAGUUACUGAUUGAGUACA